Messenger RNA from Propithecus coquereli (Coquerel's sifaka), 1645 nucleotides. RefSeq names its product solute carrier family 25 (mitochondrial carrier; oxoglutarate carrier), member 11 (gene SLC25A11). NCBI's taxonomy places the organism in Eukaryota, Metazoa, Chordata, Mammalia, Primates, Indriidae. Gene Ontology annotation, molecular function: oxaloacetate transmembrane transporter activity; malate transmembrane transporter activity; succinate transmembrane transporter activity. Bases 257 to 1201 code for a protein of 314 amino acids. The transcript is spliced from 8 exons. Gene Ontology annotation, biological process: oxaloacetate transport; malate transmembrane transport; succinate transmembrane transport. The record is from RefSeq and is a predicted model, not a curated record.
UGUACUCCGGUUUCCUAAAUCAGUCACACCCCUUCCCGCACGCAUUUUUCAAGCUCCUCCUUCAGCUCCGCCUUAUUCCCGGCCGCCUUUGCGCUGCGCGCCUGCGCCCGCUCCGGCUUCCAGCUGGUGCCGGACCUGAGAGCUGGGGGGGGGGGGGUGCGCGCGCGCCUUCGCCCUGUUGCGCGCGCGGUGUCACCUUGGGCGCGAGCGGGGCCGCGCGCGCACGGGACUCGGAGCCAAGGGCCAUUGAGUGGCGAUGGCGACGACGGCGAGUCCCGGGGCCGGCGGGGUAGACGGGAAGCCCCGUACCUCCCCUAAGUCCGUCAAGUUCCUGUUCGGGGGCCUGGCCGGGAUGGGAGCUACAGUUUUUGUGCAGCCCCUGGACCUGGUGAAGAACCGGAUGCAGCUGAGUGGGGAAGGAGCCAAGACUCGGGAGUACAAAACCAGCUUCCAUGCCCUCACCAGCAUCCUGAAGGCAGAAGGCCUGAGGGGCAUUUACACCGGGCUAUCAGCCGGCCUGCUGCGCCAGGCCACCUACACCACUACUCGCCUUGGCAUUUAUACCGUGCUGUUUGAGCGCCUGACUGGGGCUGAUGGUACACCCCCUGGCUUUCUGCUGAAGGCUCUGAUUGGCAUGACCGCAGGUGCAACUGGUGCCUUUGUGGGAACACCAGCUGAGGUGGCUCUUAUUCGCAUGACUGCUGAUGGCCGGCUUCCAGUUGACCAGCGCCGUGGCUACAAAAACGUGUUUAAUGCCCUGAUUCGAAUUGCCCGGGAAGAGGGGGUCCCCACACUGUGGCGGGGCUGCAUCCCUACCAUGGCUCGGGCUGUCGUCGUCAAUGCCGCCCAGCUGGCGUCCUAUUCCCAAUCAAAGCAGUUCUUGCUGGACUCAGGCUACUUCUCUGACAACAUCUUCUGCCACUUCUGCGCCAGCAUGAUCAGCGGCCUCGUCACCACUGCUGCCUCCAUGCCCGUGGACAUUGCUAAGACCCGGAUCCAGAACAUGAGAACGAUUGAUGGGAAGCCAGAAUACAAGAAUGGGCUGGAUGUGCUGUUGAAGGUUGUCCGCUACGAGGGCUUCUUCAGCCUAUGGAAGGGCUUCACACCGUACUAUGCCCGCCUGGGUCCCCACACUGUCCUCACCUUCAUCUUCUUGGAGCAGAUGAACAAGGUCUACAAGCGUCUCUUCCUCAGCAGCUGAGGUGGCCUGGAGCCAGUGUGCCAGGGCUGCCAUUCAGCCGCUGCUCCUACGGUCACUGCACCCCGGGGGCCUGGACUCUGCUGCCCUGGGCCCCUCUAUUUAUUUCCCUCCACAGUGUGGUCUCCUCCUUUGCGGUAAAGGACUUUGGUCUGUUCUACCCCCUGUUCCGGCUUGCCCUGCUUGCCUUGAUCCUAUGACCACUCUGUCGCCGGCUGUUCCUUGGGGGAAGCUGGAUAACUCCCUGAGGAUUUCUGGCCUCCUCUUGGGUGUUAGUUUCAGGGCACACAGGACAACAGAAGAUCCCCCUUCUCAGUGGAGAAACCAAGGCAGAGCUGAGGGGAUAGGAGAGAGCAGAAGCUAACAAGAUGGUCAAAGGGUCUGAAGUGGGAGGACAUGGCCCUUCCUCCCCCUCAUUGAGGACUUAAUAAAUUGGAUUGAUGACAC